CGUUCUUGGCUGUGUGUGGGGGUUAUACGUAAAAUUAUGGUAAAAGUCAUCAUCUUCAAAUUGUUAUUAAAAUCCCCGUGCCUCAGGCGAGAGACGUCUAGAAGCUGUCCCCCUGCCGUGCAGAAAGCCGGGAGUCAUUCGUGAUCGUGCCAUCAGCAAGUGAGAGUUUCACCGUGGAGAACGAGCGAAGAAGGAAAAACGCACGCUCUGUUUGUUAUUAACAAUAUACUCGGUCGGUCUGGUCGGUGAUCACGAGCAGCAGCGAAUGCGUUCCUCCACAGCCGUCCUUAACUGUCUCUGUCUUUGCAUCUUCUGCAACCCUUCGAGAUCGUUGCAAUUCAAGAGUUUGUCUUAUUACCAGACGCGUUUGCUUCUGGAAACGUGCUCCGCGUCUCCAGAGUGGCUUUCCCGAAGAUGUACUUGGCCGCUUGGAUGCUCUUCCUCCUAGCUCUCAGCUUCUCGGAUGAAACUUAUGGGAUUUUAGCCGAAGACACAACGACUAUUAUAGACGACGAUUUACCGACGCGGCAGAACGACAAAUUCGUGAAUCCGUCGUACCCGUACGUCCGCGGAAGCGGGAACAACAUCGGGCCUGGUUACACGGAGGACAGGAUCACGGAUUUCGGAAGACGAUGCUCGGAACGGCUCGAGGAUGCUCUGGAUAAUAUGCGGAGAAGGCAGGCGGCUAAGACGCAGAAGACUCUUCAUCUGAACGGAUACACGCUGCAUCAGCAACUCAGAUCCGUCCCUUACGACAUGUACGUCACCGAUAUGAGGGUGAGAUUGCCGUCAUCCAACAGUUGGGUACGAGUGGAUAAUUGCAGAUACAAUCCGCGCAACAACAGCUUGGAAACACGGCUUUUAUUCAACGAUCUCACCAUCAGUGGAAAAGUAGCUCUGUUCAACGAAGGCGAACUCCAAAGAGAACCAGUCCAUCCCAAUCCAGACGAUUCCUGCAACAUGAUCUUAAGAUUAAGACGCGCCGGAAUUGGAUUCCACACUGAACCAAUUCGGAGGGACAGAGGUCAAUUCAACGUUCGCACGGAUUCGCACUUCCUGGAACCUGGUUUCAUCAGCGUCUAUGCUUACGGUUGCGAUAGAAGAUUGCAUUUCCGGGAACACAGACGCAACUUUAGAGAAGAAGACGAAGAGGAGGAGGACUUAUCCAGGGAAAUGGAGGACAUCUUUUUGAAAGGGAUUCGCUCGCUUCUGACCACAUACAUGCAGAAAGAACUUCAACCUGCCAUCAAAGAGACGCUCAUGACCAACAUGGGAUACACCUUAUCCUAUGGUUGAUCUUCAAAUACACAAAUUUACGUUGUCCGCACAGAAGAAUAUAAUACCUCAGCGUUCCAAUUAUAAUUACAUAAUUUGUUUCGAAUUAUUCUGUAUAUAUGUAUGUAUUAAUGAGGUAUGAA
Molecule: messenger RNA, 1418 nt
Organism: Nicrophorus vespilloides
Lineage: Eukaryota; Metazoa; Arthropoda; Insecta; Coleoptera; Silphidae
Exons: 4
Coding region: 415-1296 (293 amino acids)
Source: RefSeq, a predicted model, not a curated record